UAACAAGAAGACGUCCGAGGUUGGAGCGCGAGACAUCGACGGAAGUGGACAUUCGCACAUCGACAAUCUUUUUGAAGAAUUUCCUCAGUCAAGAUGUCGGCGCAGCGAAUGAGCGCUUUUCAAGAAGUUUUCAAAAGACUGGAAAACAACGCGCGUCGUGUUUUAUAUCGAAUAGACGACGCGAUGCAUAAUCCGAAUCUGAGGCGUUUAUUAUCCUUUUUCACGAUCGGAAAGAUUCUCAACAUCGUGCUACACGUUAUUGACGAAUACAAGAAAAAUAUGGUGUCCGUGAAAAGACUGGGACUCGCCGGGUCCUGCACGUUCUCCAUCGGGCUUAUCAGUUAUAGUCUAGGAUUUCCUUCUAUGUUGAAGUCGCAAGUUAAAUCUCAAAUUAGACUGAAGAAAGGAAGCGAAAUACGUGAUUUCUGGGAGAAACUUCCGCAGCCGCUAGAUUUUAAUAUUUAUGUCUUCAAUGUAACAAACCCUACUGAGAUUGCAUCAGGAUCGAAACCGAUUGUCCAAGAAAUAGGACCUUUUCACUACGAUUUGUAUCGGGACAAGGAGAACAUUGUGGACCGAGAAGAAGACGAUACUGCUGAGUACAGUUUGCGACAAGUUUGGUACUUCAAUCAGGAGAAGAGCAUCAUGUCGGAGGAAGCGGAAAUUUACACGUUUCAUCCAAUCAUGAUAGCGGUAACUCUGAUCGCUCAAAGAGAUAAGCCAUCCGCGAUGGGAGUAAUUAGCAAAGCGCUGGACAGUGUUUUCAAGAAACCCCAGUCGAUAUUUAUCAAAACCUCCGUGAAAGAUUUGUUCUUUAACGGUAUACGUUUCGACUGCACGGAUAUAACAGAUUUCGCUGGAUCCGCAGUGUGCAACGAGUUGAAAGAAAGGGAACAUAUAUUAAUCCGAGAGGAGGGUUUACGUUUCAGAUAUGGUUUUCUCGCUAAGACAAAUGGGAGUCUUUUGCCAGAACGCAUAAGAGUAUAUCGCGGAAUUAAAAAUUACAAAGACGUGGGUCGUGUAUUGACGGUAGGAAAUGAAACGAAGAUGGACAUGUGGUCUGGCAGCCCUUGCAACGAUUUUCGUGGUACGGACGGAACCAUCUUUCCACCGUUUCUCAACAAGGAGAAAGAAGUCUGGGUACACUCUUUAGACAUUUGCCGAAGUAUCGGCGCUUACUACAUCGAACCAGGAAAGGUUCAAGGUUUUAAGACGCUGCACUACUCGGCGGAUUUGGGCGAUCCAGCUGAGGAUGAGGAUGUGAGGUGCCUUUGUCUCGAGUCCGAAGGAUGCAUGCCUAAGAAUGUAUAUAACGCAGGGCCCUGUAAAUCUGUGCCUAUAAGGAUAAGUUUACCUCAUUUUUUAGAUUCUGAUCCACGAUAUCUCGAGUUGAUCGAGGGUUUAAAUCCCGACCUCGAGAAGCACCGUAUGACUUUCAACUUUGAUCCGAUGACAGGCACUCCAAUAAAAGCGUACAAAAAGAUUCAAUUUAACGUGCUAGUUGGACCCAUCCCCAAACUUCGUUUGAUGAAAAACUUCCCGGAAGUGCUCUUCCCAUUAUUUUGGAUAGAGGAUGGACUCGAACUUGGAGAUAUUCUUAUAAAACCGCUGAAAGUUGCAUAUUUGCAGAUUAAAAUCGCGAAGAUAGUGAUGUGGCUCAUGAUCCUAGGUGGUAUAGGCAUGAUGAGCGUCGCUGGAAUGAGGUAUUACAAAGAAAAAAAUGCGGGGAACACUGCGUUACCGGAUCUUCUACCGGGUAAGGAGCAGAACAACGUGCCGCAAGAGCCGAAGAUAACCGUCAGUACUAUACAAGCUGAAUUGGUACCACCUAGAAUUGACAGGGAGUGUAGGGAAACCGAGAAGACCAUGACGAACAGACGAGGCCAAGAGCAAGUAGGAGUACGCCGACGCCGGCCUGGUGUAAAACAGUCGCUGUCAUUAUCGCGCGGGCAGUCCGUUCGCGACGAGCCGCGCACGAUCAACGGCGACGGCUACGUCGACGACGAGGACGUUAAGGGAGGUGCGAAGAGUUCGACCGGGAGAUCGCACAGGUGCGAAGACAUUUUACCGCGAGCUCGUAUGAUUCGGCAUUUUCGACGGGAUUUAACGGCGGGAAAGGAAUAUAAACAUUACAAUCGGAGGAAUCUUGAAUCUUUCUUUAUCAAGCAUAGUGCAGCGAAAAGUGUCUUUUUCGAAUCAGAGUGGUGCGAAAUCGACAAGAACAGAUGUAUCUGUGUGUCAUUAUCAAGCGUAAUAAUGGUCACUAAGCGACGCGCGUAUGACGUCGCCGUUCGCGAAGUUCGGAGAACGUACGAUAUCUUGAAACGCUCGAAGUUGCUGUACACGGUCCCGUUCGGCAGAGCGUUUGACAACGUGCUCCGCGCCCUCGAAGGAUACAAUAAGAGCGUUAAAAUGGUGUCUAUAAAGAAGCUCGGAAUUGGCGGUGGAAGUAUGGUCGUUUUCGGCAUUCUACUUUGGUGCGGGUUUCCAGGACUGAUUAGAUCGCAGAUUAAAAAGCAAAUCGCACUGAAACCAGGAAGCGAGAUACGUGAGAUGUGGUCGAAUACUCCGUUUCCACUGGACUUUAAGGUCUACUUGUUCAAUGUAACCAACCCUGAUGAAAUUAAGGAGGGUCAAAAGCCGAAAUUGCAAGAAGUUGGACCGUUCUUCUACGAUGAGUGGAAGGUGAAGUUUGAUCUUGUCGAUCGGGAGGAUGAGGACUCCGUCGAAUACAGCAUGAGGACAACGUGGUUUUUCAACGCCAAGAAGAGCAAAGGAUUGACGGGCGAGGAGAUAAUGGUGUGCCCUCACCUCAUGAUUCUGGGUAUGGUGGCAGCCACCCUUAAGGACAAGCCCGCCGCGAUCGGGAUUAUCGGCAAAGCCGUCGACAGCAUCUUCCAUAAGCCGGACUCGAUAUUCGUGACGGCCAAGGCCAAGGAUAUACUUUUCGACGGUUUACCCGUCGACUGUACCGUAACAGAUUUCGCCGGGUCGGCAGUGUGCAACGUAUUGAAGACGGAAGCGAAAGAUCUGGUGCCAGACGGUGAAAAUCGCUACAAAUUCUCCGUUUUCGGCGGGAAAAACGGUACCGCCGUGCCGCAACGUAUGAAAGUUCUGCGUGGUAUUAAGAAUUACAAGGACGUCGGUCGUGUCUUGGAAUUCGACGGUAAACCCGCAUUAGACAUCUGGCCGGAGGAUCACUGCAACGCCUACAACGGUACCGAUACGACGAUCUUUCCGCCUCUGUUCGGACCGGACGAUGAUCUCGUCUCCUUCGGCUACGAGAUCUGCCGAAGUAUCAGCGCGCGUUUCUCGCAUCACACCAAACUCAAAGGCCUCAAUACUCUUCAUUACACCGCGGGCCUGGGAGACAGUAGCACGAAUCCUAUGGAAAAGUGCUUCUGCUCGGACCCGGAUAAUUGUCUGACGAAAAAUUUAUACGACAUGACGAAAUGUCUUGGCGUACCCCUUAUUGGAUCCAUGCCGCAUUUUUACGAUACCGACGGGAAAUAUUUAGCAAUGGUGGAUGGCCUACACCCGAAUCAGUCGGAGCAUGAACUCGACAUGGAUUUCGAGCCGAUGACAGCCACGCCGAUACGCGCGCAUAAACGGCUGCAGUUCAACAUGUUUAUACAACCGAUACCAAAGUUCAGACUGAUGAAGAACUUUCCAGAGGCGUUGCUGCCUCUGUUCUGGGUAGAGGAAGGAAUACUUCUCGACGACGAGUUCGUCAACAAGGUGAAGGUGGUGUUCAAAGUGACGGCGGUGGUUACCUUUUUGAAGUGGAUAAUGAUCCUUGGAGGAAUGGGCAUGGGCGGCGCGGCCGGAUUCUUGUACUACAAGAAUCGCGAUAGCGGCAAGCUCGACAUUACUAAGGUUAUUCCAAAGACCGCUAGUGGGGAAAAGACGGAAAAAAGCUGGCCACCUGGCAUGAACAUCAGCACAAUACAAGCGGCGUCGGUGCCAUCCAACCUCGAUAGAAAUUGAACGUUGUUAGCGAGAGGUACUAAUAUCAGUAUUAACAUCGCGAAAGUCUGUUUCUUCAGUCCCGGAUACCUUUCUUUAAUUAAAAUCAUUUUAAUGUAUAUAGUUUUUCUCAAAUGCGACGAAGGACAAUCUUUAAAAAAUUAAUAAUAACGAAACUAUUCUCAUGGAAAGAAAAAGGGAUUUAAUGUUGCGGCAUUAAGUGAUCGAAAGGACUGAAAGAGCUGAAGCAGUCAUCGUAAAUAUAAUAUAUCUGAUAUUUCAAUCUAGUGAUUUAACGAAUGAUAGAUAAAUCUAUUUUUCUUUAAAAAUAACCAAACUCGCGUAUAUAUAGCUAAGAAUAUAGAUAAGGUUCAAUGCGUCAUGUGUAACAUACUUAAAAUUAAUUUAACUACCUCGUAAGAAUGUUACAAAGCUCUCACUUUAUAAUGCACUUGUAAUGUACAGUAUGAAUCAGCGGUUCUUAGUCCUCACAGCUUGUAAUCAAAAUAUCGAUUAUGUAUUGUAAUAUAUUUAAUAUAUUUUUAUAAGUAAAAUUUUACAAGAAUUUUAAAAUUUUUAUUGAGGGUUUUGAUUUUUAAUAACGAUUCGCAAAGAUUUAGAAGACUAAGGACCGCUGAUAAAGAUACACAAAAUUACAGAUAUUCUUAAUGAAGACCGUUUAGAUUUACAAUUAGAGAUUUUGAUUAUUUUCCAAUUAUUCUAAUAGAUUAGGUACAAAAAUAUCAACAACUAUCACCAUCCUAUUACACACAAAGCAAUUAAAAAUAGCAAACAUCAUCGAAGAAAUAAUACAUUUUAUCUAAUUUUAUUGAAAUAAAUAAAAUCAU
Temnothorax curvispinosus is the source of this 4814-nucleotide messenger RNA. RefSeq lists its product as uncharacterized. Gene Ontology annotation, cellular component: cytoplasm; membrane. The coding region runs from base 94 to 3987 and encodes 1297 amino acids. The transcript has 21 exons. The record is from RefSeq and is a predicted model, not a curated record. Gene Ontology annotation, molecular function: scavenger receptor activity. NCBI's taxonomy places the organism in Eukaryota, Metazoa, Arthropoda, Insecta, Hymenoptera, Formicidae.